This is a messenger RNA of Aspergillus pseudonomiae, 1776 nucleotides long. RefSeq names its product CocE/NonD family hydrolase. Lineage: Eukaryota; Fungi; Ascomycota; Eurotiomycetes; Eurotiales; Aspergillaceae. Bases 1 to 1776 code for a protein of 591 amino acids. The record is from RefSeq and is a predicted model, not a curated record. Gene Ontology annotation, molecular function: dipeptidyl-peptidase activity. The transcript is spliced from 3 exons.
AUGCCAAAUCCCAUCAAGGACAUUACUCGCGUAGACACAACCUCAUUUCCCUACAUCUACGAAGAGAAUGUCACGAUCUCCUUGAAGGACAACGCCGGAUUGAUCCGGUGCAAUGUCUACCGACCCAAAGAUAUCGAGCGCUCCCCAGUUUUGGUUACCUAUGGGCCAUACGGGAAGGAUAUUCAUUACAAGGACUUCCACGCUAAGUCUUAUAGCGAGGUAAAUCCAGAGCAUCACUCCGACCAUUCGGCAUGGGAGACUCCGGAUCCUGGAUUCUGGACCAAGCAUGGCUAUGCCGUUGUUCGAGCCGACGAGCGUGGUCUAGGUCAGUCGCCCGGCGUUUUGGACACCAUGUCGCGGGGCACGAGCGAAGCCUUCGUCGAUGUAGUGGAAUGGGCCGCUGAGCAGUCCUGGUCCAGCGGUAAGGUUGGUCUCCUGGGUAUCAGCUACUACGCUGGCAGCCAGUGGCGUGUCGCUGCACGUCAGCCCAAGGGCCUAUCGUGCAUCAUUCCCUGGGAAGGGAUGUCCGAUUAUUACCGCGACCGAUGCCGUCAUGGCGGCAUUCUAUCCAACUCCUUUAUCAAGUUCUGGUGGAAUCGCCAGGUUAUCACCAAUCAAUAUGGCCGGCCUGGACGCGCUGCUCGCAACUGGGGUCCCGAUACCAUUGAGGGUGACCUGUCGGAGGAAGAAUUGUUAGCAAACCGCAACGACCAGACGAUAGACAACGCCAGCCACAAGUUCCGCGAUGAACCCUAUUAUGCCUCCAAAGAGUAUAACAUGGAGGACAUUAAGGUCCCGCUGCUCUCUGUGGCGAACUGGGGUGGUAUUCUCCUGCACCUACGUGGCAACGUGAUCGGCUAUAUGAAUGCAGGUUCAGAACACAAAUAUCUACGAUUUAUCACGGGACGCCAUGACUUGCCAUUUUACUACCACGAAGAAGUCGAACUGCAAAAAAGCUUUCUUGACGCUUUCCUUAAGGGAGAAGAUCGUGAGGGAUGGAGCACUGGCAAGGCACCCAAGGUGGACGUCUUGCUUCGGAAGGGAAAUGUGGGCUUUGACAACGCUGAGGCCGAAAGAGCCUAUACUCGGCGUACUGAGAACGAAUGGCCUAUCGCUCGCACGCAAUACACGAAAUUCUUCCUCACUCCAGAUCUCCACCUGCAGACGCAAGCACCCCAGUCCACUUUGCUCAAGGUUGAUUACCGCGCGUUAGGGACGUUGGAAAGUCCUCACCUUGUGCAAUUCAGCACCCCUGCUUUUGAACAAGAAACGGAAAUCACCGGCCAUAUCGUCGCUCAUUUAAAUGUAUCUGUCACCCCUGACAAGGGAGGUCCGCUCCCCUCCGAUAUUGAUCUCUUCGUGACACUGCGCUAUAUCUCCCCUACCGGUGAAGAGGUAUACUACACUGGUACCGCUGGAGACCCCGUCCCGUUGGCCAAAGGCUGGCUGCGCGUCAGUAUGCGCAAGGUGAACGAGAAGCAUCUGCGCCACCAGGAGUAUUUGCCCCAUCGUGAUUACUUCUCCACAGAUGUCUUGCCUGUUAUGCCCGGUGAGGUCUAUCCAGUAGAUGUAGAGAUCUGGCCGACCAACGUAGUAGUCGAAAAGGGUGGUAAGAUCGUCCUGGAGGUGGCGUCGGGCGAUACUCAGGGAUCGGGAAUUUUCCAACACAAUGACCCCAGCGAUCGCUCCCCGGAGAAACUGCAGGGAACCAACCACAUACAUUUCGGGCCGGCGUACGAGAACUAUGUGACUCUUCCUGUGAUUCCGGGCAAGUAA